UGUCCAGCAUGACCCCACAAAUGCUGGCAGCUGCUGAUAAGUACGGCUUGUCGGCCCUGAAGGCUGCUUGUGAGCAGCAGCUGGCCACUCAGCUGACUGUGGAGAAUGCAGCAGCCACAGCUGUCCUGGCAGUGAGGCACUGCUGCCCAAGCCUGACUCCGGCUUCAGUCGCCUUCAUAAAAGACCACAACUUCCGAGUAAUGGCUACACAGGGCUGGGCAGACAUGAUGCGUAGCCACACUGAAGAUUUGAUUGAAGUGAGUCGCCUGCUUGCUGAACCACCAGAAGAAAUCAGGAGUCUUUCGGUCGAGGAGAAAGGCAGGAGGCUGAUCCAGUCAGCUGAGGAGGGAGCAGUGGAAGAGAUACGGACUCUGCUCGCCGCAGGUGCUGACUUAGGAGUGAGGGACAAGUACAUGGGGACCGCCCUGCAUUGUGCAGCGAGGGAGGGACACGUGGAUGCAGUGAAGUAUCUGGUGGAGUGUGGUGCAAGCCUGGAAGACAGGAACAGGAAGCAGAGCACACCUCUGCACUUAGCUGCAUGGAAAGGCCACACGGCUGUGGUGCGGCUGCUGGUGGCUUGUUCUGCAGACCCCAACGCCAAGGGUGACUGUGGGUGGACGCCACUGCACUUUGCGGCAUGCUAUGGUCACACAGAAGUAGCAGCUGUGCUGCUGGAGGCGGGAUCUGACAGGAGCACAAGAGAUAACAGGGGGAACACACCACUGGACCUUGCUAGACAUAACAAUCAGCAGCAGCUCGUAGGGAUACUCACGUGAAGUUUACAAGGCAACAAAAAUCAGGAGGAAAACAAACAAAGCAUCAUGUCAUGACUUAACAUUAUUUUUGAGUAAUGUAUUAAUCCGGCAUCUGUUGUUUGCACCCAUCACUGUGUAGUGCAUGUACUACUCCACUAACAACUCAGCAAUAGGUACAAUAUGGAUAGUAACAUAAGUAAUGUAAGUAUUCUUCCUCAUUAGGGAAAGAUCUGAAAAACGUUAGUUGAGCAACCAUUUUAACGCUCCAGCUGUCACGUCAGUUUUGUAACAUUAGUAGUCGCCAACCAGCCUUCAUGUUCUUUAGAGGCACGAAAAAUAGUGCCUCAAUAUGUUUGGUAUUGAGAAAAAACUUUACUUUGCUUUUUACAUAAAUAAAUAUAUAUUUCAA
Messenger RNA from Schistocerca americana (American grasshopper), 1164 nucleotides. Its product is annotated as GA-binding protein subunit beta-1-like. The coding region runs from base 9 to 776 and encodes 255 amino acids. NCBI's taxonomy places the organism in Eukaryota, Metazoa, Arthropoda, Insecta, Orthoptera, Acrididae. The transcript has 2 exons. Gene Ontology annotation, molecular function: protein binding. The record is from RefSeq and is a predicted model, not a curated record.